This is a messenger RNA of Myzus persicae (green peach aphid), 1927 nucleotides long. It is a transcript of the gene heix, whose product is annotated as ubiA prenyltransferase domain-containing protein 1 homolog. Gene Ontology annotation, biological process: menaquinone biosynthetic process; vitamin K biosynthetic process. The transcript is spliced from 2 exons. The record is from RefSeq and is a predicted model, not a curated record. NCBI's taxonomy places the organism in Eukaryota, Metazoa, Arthropoda, Insecta, Hemiptera, Aphididae. Gene Ontology annotation, molecular function: prenyltransferase activity. Gene Ontology annotation, cellular component: Golgi membrane; endoplasmic reticulum. Bases 399 to 1382 code for a protein of 327 amino acids.
UUGGAACGAAGGUUGAAUAUUAUUUUAUCAAUAAUUUUUGUAGAAACUGUAUAGAUAGGUUGUAGUUAUAUAAUCGUAUUCAUUCAACCCAUCCAAACGACGUUCAUUUUCUGUAACCACGUUUAUUGUUUUAACCGUACAACAAACACAUGACGUUACUAUCGUUGAUAACAUUGCUAUAUGAUAAUGAAUAAUAAUGAUUAUUGAUAUGAUGACCGAUGGAUAUACAUUAUACACUAGUCAGUACUCAAUAGAAUAUUCGAUCCAUAUUCAGUUAAUUAGUUUCAUCAUGGUACUAGAGUUGUAAUUACAUAAUUCACUUACGAAGACAAGUAGUCUCGCCGGUCUUGUUGGCUCGGCUUCGAGAAAUUUUAAUUCCGUGACUAGGUGUUGAGACAAUGCCAAACAGUGGAACUGCAUCUGCUGAUUCACUGCCUAAUGUGGCUGCUCAUCUACCCUCAAUAUUUAUGUCCCUGCGCACUAAACUUCCGUCUCACGUACUAGCCAUUCGGCCCUGGUCACUGAGUGCAUCAAUAAUACCAACCUUAUUAGGCUGCACCAUAGCGCAGAAAUUAAAUUCCAACAUAGAAUUUAGUCUUCUGACGUUGCUGUUGACUCUACUAACGGUUGCCUUGGUUCAUGGAGCUGGAAAUGUGGUGAAUACCUACUAUGAUUAUGUCCGUGGCAUUGAUGGCCGUAAUAGCGAUGACCGAACCUUGGUGGAUAGAAUUUUGUCUGAGAAUGAAGUUGAAAGGUUAGGUGCUAUAUUAUACUUUUUGAGUUUUGUUACAUUCUUUUGGCUCGCCAUCAUAUCUCAAGCUAAAAUGGGUCAUCUAGCUGCUGCCUAUUUAUGGGGUUUGAGCAUCUCAUUUCUAUACACCGGUGGAUUUGGUUUCAAGUACAUUGCUCUUGGAGACUUAAUAUUUUUGAUACUGUUUGGGCCUGCGUCAGUUUUAUUUGCUUAUUUAUCGCAUACCGGUCAACUUAAUUUGGAACCAAUAUAUUAUGCUAUACCAUUAGCAUUAAACACUGAAGCUAUAUUACAUAGUAAUAACACAAGAGAUUUAGAAAGUGAUAGAAAAGCUGGUAUUGUUACAUUGGCAAUAUUAAUAGGCCGAACAGCCUCAAUCAUUUUUUAUGGAUUUCUUUUAUUUACUCCAUAUAUUAUGUUUGUUGUUUUAUCAGUGAGAUAUUCUAAAUGGUUUUUAUUGCCAUUAAUUACAAUGAGCUAUGCGUUUAAGAUAGAAAGAGAGUUUAGAGAUGGUAUAAAUAUUCAGUCUGUACCUAAACGAACUGCUAAUUUAAAUUGUAUUUUUGGAAUUUUAUAUAUAUUGGCUGUAAUGGCAGCUGACAAAUCGAAUUUGCCAUUUAAUAUUAAUUGAGAUACUAAUAUUUAAAUGUUAUGGCUAUUAGUAUCGAAUGUUCUUACAGUAGGUUGCGAUGGUCCUAACAACGUUCCUUAGGGUGUAUAGUUAUUAUGCAUCGAGAACAUUAUUCUGAAUUUUUUUUUUAUUAUUGUAACAGUUUUAUAUUUUUUAAUUUAUAAGUAAUAAAUUAAUGUAUUAAAAAAUGAAUGUUUAAAGAAAUGUUAAAGCUAUGUACACAUACAUUAUAUUAUGUAAUUGAUAAAAUCUUAGCUAAAAUAUCCAGCUCAUUUGCCUGAAAUGUACUGAAUAUUCUAUUUUUAAUUACAAUGUUUGUUACUUUGCUUAAUAGAAAUCUUUAUUGUACAAACACACCUAAGUUAUAACAUUAGAAUACUGGUUAUUUUUUUUUUUUACAAUUCCUUAAAUAUGUGAAUUUAAGUAUCACAAAUUGUUGUUCUUUGUUUAACAAAUAAAUAUUAUAUAAUCAUUGUGGUAAAUCAAGAUAUAGAGUUCAAUGUUAUCAUUGAUUUAUUAUAAUAGCAUGUGAUCUUUUAUCUAAU